This is a messenger RNA of Neospora caninum, 1032 nucleotides long. Its product is annotated as Ubiquinol-cytochrome c reductase cytochrome c1 subunit, related. The record is from RefSeq and is a predicted model, not a curated record. NCBI's taxonomy places the organism in Eukaryota, Apicomplexa, Conoidasida, Eucoccidiorida, Sarcocystidae. The transcript has 6 exons. Gene Ontology annotation, molecular function: heme binding; electron transfer activity. Gene Ontology annotation, biological process: mitochondrial electron transport, ubiquinol to cytochrome c. Bases 1 to 1032 code for a protein of 343 amino acids.
AUGGGAGGAGGCGGAGGCGGUGCGCUGAAUAAGCUCUUCCCGGGGUACAAGGACAAAAUCUGGCUGAAAGUUCCUGUGCAGACAAUCAGUCGAGGCACUCUCGUCGAGGGCGCGGAUUUCUACCUCCCAACGGCGCAGGAGCAGCAGCGCCUCGCCCGUCACUUCGAGCCCUACUCGGAGCAGACAAGAAGAAAGAAGAAAGUUCCGCUACCAGAGAUUUCGGUGUAUUUGGCGGUCGCUCUCGGCGCCUCCUUCGUUCACGACUACUUCUACCAGCGGCGACCGGUCGCGUGGUGUCUCGAGAAGGAACCCCCGCACCCGCCGAGCUACCCUUUCUGGUUCAAAUCGCUCUUCCAUUCUCACGACAUUCCCUCUGUCCGACGUGGCUACGAAGUCUACCGCAAGGUGUGCGCGACUUGCCACUCGAUGGAGCAGCUGCACUUCCGUCACCUGGUCGGGGAGGUUCUUCCCGAGAAGCGUGUGAAGCAGAUCGCGGCGGAGUACGACGUGACCGACGGUCCGAACGACCAGGGAGAAAUGUACACGCGUCCUGGAAUCCUCGGAGACGCCUUUCCCUCGCCCUACCCGAACGAAGAAGCUGCGCGGUACGCGAACGGAGGCGCGUAUCCGCCGGAUCUUUCCCUCAUCACCGCCGCCCGCCACUUUGGUCCGGACUACCUGAUGGCUCUGCUCGGCGGGUACCGCGACCCGCCUGAAGGAGUGGAGCUCCGCCCCGGCCUGUACUGGAACGUGUGGUUCCCCGGAAACGCGAUUGCGAUGCCUCCGCCUCUUAUGGACGAAAUGAUCGACUACGAAGACGGCACUCCGUGCAACAUUUCGCAGAUGUCGAAAGACGUCGUCAACUUUCUGACCUGGGCAACGGAGCCGACGGCCGACGAGCGCAAACUGUACGGUUUGAAGUGCGUGAGCGCGAUCGCCAUCGGAACUGUCUUGAUGACUCUGUGGUGGCGGUUCUACUGGGCCAUGUACGCAACCCGGCGCAUCGACUUCGGAAAGCUGAAGUACCUCUAG